Molecule: messenger RNA, 615 nt
Organism: Sorghum bicolor (sorghum)
Lineage: Eukaryota; Viridiplantae; Streptophyta; Magnoliopsida; Poales; Poaceae
Product: spidroin-1-like
Exons: 1
Coding region: 1-615 (204 amino acids)
Source: RefSeq, a predicted model, not a curated record
AUGGAUGCCUUUCUCUUCGUCUACGGCGACGGACGGACGGAGCACGGCGAUGGUCUCGCGGCUCUGGCACCAGCGUCGGGCCUCGCGCCAGGCGGUGGGCGGUGGCCGAGCAGCGGCGGCCGGGUGAGCUGCGGCCGCGCUCGCGGCGGGAGUCACGCUCACGGCGGGAAGCGCGCCGGGGCGGCGGGUGGCGGGCUAUGGUCGGGCAGCGCGCUGCGAGGACGGGCGGGCGAGCGGACUGGCGCAGCUUCGGCGGACGCGGUGGGCGGCGCAGCACCGGGGCGGGCAGCGGCGGCCGAGCAGCGGCACCCGGGUGAGCUGUGGCCACGCUCACGGCGGGCGACGAAGCUGCACGCGCGUCGGGCGUCGCGCUCGUGGCCGGCGGUGCGCCGGGCGGCGGGCGGCGGCCGGAUGAGCUGCGGCCGCGCCCGCGGCGGGAGGCGCGCCGAGCAGCGGGUGGCGGACGAUGGUCGUGCAGCGCGCGGCAAGGACGGGCGGGCGAGCGGACUGACGCAGCUCCGACGGACGCGGCGGGCGACGCAGCACCGGGGCGGGCAGCGGCGGUCGGGUGAGCUGCGGCCACGCUCGCGGCGGACGACGGAGCCGCAUGCAUAG